AUGGCAUGCAGGACGCUGGAGCUGACGCUGGUCUCGGCGCGGGACCUCCGCUCCGUCAACCUCGUCUCCAAGAUGGAGAUCUACGCAGUGGCCUACCUCGCCGGUGACCCGCGCUCGAGGCAGCGCGUCCCCACCGACCGCGCCGGCGGCCGCGACCCCACCUGGAACCAGACCGUCCUCAUCACCGUCCCGGCGUCUGGCGCCGGUUGCGGCGUGGUGCGCGUCUUGCUGCGCACGGAGCGCGCCCUCGGCGGCGACCGCGACGUCGGCGAGGUGCUCAUCCCGCUCCCCGACGUGCUCGCCGGCGCCGGGGACGGGCCCACGGAGGCCACGGCGGCGUGCUUCCCGGUGCGCAGGAUCGGCUCCCGCAAGCCCCAGGGCGUGCUGAACGUCUCCUACAAGCUCGGCGGGGUCGUUCACCCGGACCUCGUCGCACGGAUCGAGGGAGCCCAGCCGGUGCAGGCGGGCGACCCGGCGAGUCCGAUGAUGGCGUACUUGGCGGCCGCCGCGAAGGUGUACUCUGCUGCGGCGCGGCCGCCACAGUGCUUGCCUUCUACACCGUACCCGGUGGCGCCUAUGGGCGCGAGCAUGCGGAGCAGAAGCUAG
Molecule: messenger RNA, 606 nt
Organism: Setaria italica (foxtail millet)
Lineage: Eukaryota; Viridiplantae; Streptophyta; Magnoliopsida; Poales; Poaceae
Product: protein SRC2
Exons: 1
Coding region: 1-606 (201 amino acids)
Biological process (GO): defense response
Source: RefSeq, a predicted model, not a curated record